AUGGUUCAUGUCAACUUCUCCGUCCUAAGCUCGGCAACUAUCGCCGCCAUUUUGGCGACCGCAUCCGUUCACGCCAAUCCGAUUUCUGGCACUGCACUGGCUCUCCGCAGCGCCAAACCUCUAAGCGAUGCGGCCUUUAUCAAGAUACCCGAUGAUCCCACGCCCAUCAAAGCGUGCGGCGGCGAAGAGAUACUCAAGCGCGAUACCAAUGGCACUGUGCCUCCAAGCCAGGCGGCCUUUAUUAGGUGCAUGCAGCAGAAGAACCCCAAUUGGCCUGACGAGGAUACCGAUGAUCCCACGGCCAUCAAAGCGUGCGGCGGCGAAGAAAUACUCAAGCGCGAUACCAAUGGCACCGUGCCCCCAAGUAAGGCGGCGUUUAUCAAGUGCAUGCAGCGGAAGAACCCUAAUUGGCCUGAUGAGAACCCUGAUGAUCCCAUGGCCUUCAAAGCAUGUGGUGGCGAGGGGCUGCACAAGCGAGAUGUCGAUACUGACUCGAUCGCACCUCCCAACGAAUUAGCGCUCCGAGCCAUUCCUCCAACCAAAUUGGCUGAAUCCGCCUUUAUGAAGUGUAUGAGAAAGAAGCACCCCAAGUUUCCAAAAGUGAAAGUCACAAACUCGGCGGACAUUCUGGCAUGUACCGGCCAGGGACAAACAAGGCGGGCUGUGGAUGUCGACCUGGCUUCUCGCGGCCUCUUUGGUACACUCACAAACGUUUUGGGAAAAGUUCUUCAAUACGAUUCAAAAUGCGACAAGAACGACAAAAACCAAUUUCCGAUUCCAAAAUACUUCCAGGAAGCGGGCCCCUUCCGUGGGGACGCCAAAGAGUGGUGUGAUAAGAUGAAAAAAGAUGUCCUCAAGCAUGGUGCAACCACAGUCAGAGAGACUAUCCCGGACGCUGUCACCAAAAACGCUUCAUGGCUCCGCCACAACCAAAAGGCCAUACUCACAAUGGCACUUGCUAUUACGCCCCAGGGGAGAGCGAUCCUUAAAGCUGCGAAGGAAGCAGACAAGGCUUAUGACAAGUGGUGUCAUUUGGCAAUCCAAACGUUUGGUACCAAGGACAAAGGAUGCACUGCAGAGCUCGGGUAUUUCAAGAAGAAGUUCCUCUUCUUCCCCAUCAACGGUGCCACCACCACAGCAAUCACUGAUGGCUACAUGGAGAUUGAGGAGAAAGCUAAUCUCAAGCUCCGGGAGUACAGCACCGCCAGCACCGCGGACCACCCUCAAGGCUGCACUGCGCCCCCAAAAGUGAAGACGAGGGUCUCCAAUGCCACCCUCAUAUCGCGCAUGGAAACAUUCGUAACCAAACAAAUGCAGCACUACGACCCGUCCCACAAUCCAGCCCACGUCGCCCGCGUCGUUCGCCUCGCCCACCGUCUCCUCGCAGCCGAGCGCGCCCGGGGUUCCAGAAUAACCUACAACGAGACUAUAAUAACCCUGGCCGCGCUUCUCCAUGACAUCGGAGACAGGAAAUACCUUGUGCCAGGCAGUACGCAAGACCCUGCCACCAUGGUCCGGGACGCAUUGCUGAACAGUGGCUGUGACCCAACACUAGCCGAGCGGGCGCAAACGGUCGUUUCAAACGUCGCAUAUAGCAAGGAGGUCAAAAACCCCAACAUCGUCGCGCGCCUUAUCGCCGAAGAUGGGUUCCCGGAGCUCGCUAUCGUGCAGGACGCUGAUCGUCUGGAUGCGAUUGGCGCCGUGGGAAUCGGGCGAUGCUUUACGUAUCUGGGCGCCAAAGGGCCCCAGCUUGCUGCUGACGGGCUCUUGCGGUGGGAGCUCGAUGACGCGGUUGGCAUUUUUAGGACGAAAUUGGUGAAUUUGGAACUGAUGAUGAAGACUGACUCUGGCCGCGAUAUGGCCCGUAAGAGAUCACUCAAAUUACGGGAAUUCAUACGCUGGUGGGAAGAAGAGAAGGAUGAAAUCAAGGACCAAGGGGCCUAG
Molecule: messenger RNA, 1944 nt
Organism: Uncinocarpus reesii 1704
Lineage: Eukaryota; Fungi; Ascomycota; Eurotiomycetes; Onygenales; Onygenaceae
Exons: 3
Coding region: 1-1944 (647 amino acids)
Source: RefSeq, a predicted model, not a curated record